AUGAAAUUUCCAAUAUCUUCUCUAAGUCUUCAUCAAUGCCCUCUUCUCAUCCUUUUCAUUAUUCCAUUAGUUUCUGCUUACAUCGGUCUGAAACAUAUCAAGUUGAAAAGUGUCAUUCAUUUCCAACAGGGAACGUUGACAUCAGCACCAUGGAGAAUCGCAGUAGUCAUGUGCAUGAAGUCAAUGCCUCCAUUUAUUGUUUGGUGUUUCUUCAUCUCAGGACCUGCGUCCAUCUUCUACUUGAUCGGUAGUGGUGUUGCUGUUCCUGUAACCAUUUUGACUAUUACUCCAAUCAUUCAUUAUAUUCCUUCACCUAGUAUAGUAGCCUAUAUUCAGCAUCGUUUCCAAAGUUGUACAAGCCGCAAGUUCAUUUCCACAAUAGAAUGCGUUCUUUCUUUAUUAACAAAUAUAUUUUUAUUUGUUCACAUAAUUUCGUUUUUAUCCUCCAUUUCACCCUACUCAUUCUAUCUUUUGUGUCCAUUGGUUACCUCAUUUUCCAUCAUUUCCAUUAUAUUUUCUGGACAUUCGAUCAUUAUGACCAUUGUACUCGUUCUACACAUUCUAUCCGUAUUCAUAGGAUUAGGCGUCUUCCUUUACUUUGCCAUUGAAGAUGUUACUUCUUUCAACUCAAUCGUUCCCAUGAACUACAAUGUUUCCGACUGUUUCCUCUCAUUCUUCAUGGGCUUCGUCAUAUCCUUCUAUCAGAUCACAGCAAGUCCCAGCUUUUAUCAGAUUUAUUUUCCGUUAUCGACAAUCUAUAAACUUCGAUUGAGUCUCAUAUUCUAUGGAGUCUUCCAGUUAUUCUCCUUCAUUCUCACCUUCAUUGUUAUCUCGUUGUUCACUGCUUUCCUGGAAAGAAGCUGUCAACAUUCCUUCUCAUACAUCUCCUUUUCCCUCUUCACCAAAACUACCGUCCUACAUCAUGUGGAGCAUUACCUAGUGAUCUCAUCUAUUCUAUCAUUGCUUCUGUUUGUUUAUCAAUGGAAUAUUUUGUACUUAUCAACACAUAUCUGGGAAGAGUUUGCUAAAUUCCAUUUCCGUCUUACCUCAUCUCGAAGACAGCUAGCGGCACUACAGUUCACCAUUAUGGCUAUUGGCAUUCUGAUCACUAGCUUGGCAAUCAUCAUCAAGUACUUCAAGAUACCCUACGACUUGAUCACAAUAUCUGUUCUGUUAAUCACUUUAACCAUAGGAUUCGCUAUCACAGCUAUUUACCUGUGUGGAUACUACUUCCCUUGUUGCAACAGCAAAGGGACAUCAACUUCGUUGAUUCUCUCUUUCUUUAUUUCUAUACUAGUGUUCUAUCUUUACUUUUCGUAUAACGACACUCCUAAUUAUGUAAAUAGUUGUAACAAGUUCACGAACCAUACGUCAUCUAUAAGUAUCAGAUCUUUCAAUAUGGAAAAGAUUCUCAUCAUGACAGCCCAAAUACCUCUGCAGUAUCAUCCGCUGAUCCUAUUCAUGAUGGCAAUAGGCAUUUGUGUCUUCAUAAGUUUCCUCACAGGCGGACAGGAUCAGAUGGUUCUUGAUUGGAACUUGGUGAUUCAACCAAUGAACUUUAGCAGCUUCUGUCUUCUAAUUGUAAUUCUCUGUCAUUUUGCUGCUGAUUGUCGAAAAUUAAUCCAUUCAACAGCGUUGUUUCGUCAUGGAGCACGAGCUCCCACCGGUAUGAUGCUGAAUGAAUCGCUUAGAGAACUUUUCAAGAACGGCCUAGGCGAACUUACUGAUAAGGGAAUCGAAGAUUCUUACAAUUUGGGUGAAUUCCUGAAAGAGCGUUACGUCAAAACAGGAUUUUUAUCAUCUCCGUUCCGCUUAAAUGAGGUUCGUUUCUUCAGUCGAGCAAUCAACCGAUGUGUUAUGACAGCCAAUGCUGUUGCGACGGCCAUGUACUCAGAUAGUAACAUUGGAAAAGCAUUCCGAAACACUUUCGUUCCAGUGUAUACCCAAGAGAGGAAUGAUACGUUAUUGAACUAUCCAUUCACUGUUUGUCAGGAAGAACCAAAUUAUCUCCGGCAGACCUGCCAAAAUGUUCCUGACUUCUCGAGUUUCAACACGUGGCCAGAGUACGAGGAAUUCGUGUUCGAAUGCCUGAAAUUAUCAAAAAACAGUACAUUCUUCGCAAAACCCGGUAAAUUCCGUGAAGCAGAAGCUUUGAUCAAUGAGGAAAAGAAUGGCGGGACGAUUAGUGCAGAUCUACGCGCCGAGUUAUUGCCGCUCUAUUCAGAAGUUUAUCAUUUCAUAAUCGGAAGCGGGAAAUAUCAUAAUCGUCGCCUAUUACGUAUGAAAGGUGGAUAUCUCAUGCAUACAGUAUUAACAACAAUUUUGGCAAAAUGGAGAUGUUAUGUCAACGAAGGCGACAGAUGUUCGCAAAAAAUCAUGAAAACACAGAAAUUCGUUGCUUAUUCAACUCAAGAUUGGAUUUUAUCGAUAUUUAUGGAAAUAUUGGGUGAAACAUCGAAUGAGAUGGCGAACAAUGCCGGCCUACCAGACUACAAUUCCAUGAUUCUAAUAGAGUUAUAUGAUAACAAUUGGAUGCCUGAAAUUGAGGUGUUUUACAAAACGGGAGCAGGGGAUGAUGAACUCAUCAACAUCACUCCAUCCAUCAGAGGAUGUAAAAAGUCAUCUCCGUGUCAUUUAUCCUUAUUUCUGAAUUGUUGCAACAACUAUACAACUAACGAUCCUUAUUCGGCUUGCAUGGGAACCUUAGCCUAA
Auanema sp. JU1783 is the source of this 2712-nucleotide messenger RNA. The record is from the annotation of a GenBank genome assembly. Lineage: Eukaryota; Metazoa; Nematoda; Chromadorea; Rhabditida; Rhabditidae.